GCAUCACCAUUGUCGAUCAUGUUGUCCGUUCGUAUCGGUGCUUUCAACGAUAGUGAAUUGAGCGGAAGCGAUCAGUUUGAGUUGGACGAAGUCUUCAGAGUGUUCAUCCCGGGCAAGAAUCUCGUGCAGGUGGAAUGGGACAGCAUUUUCAUCGAGAAGUUCGGGAUAUUGCACAACAAAGGGGAAAAAUGCGAUGGUUGCGAUGGCGACGAAAUCGCGACAGGCCAGAUCCGGUGCUUGAUCGGUGCCGACUGUCAUCUCUGCAUCAAAUGUUACCAUAGCAACAAACACUUUCCGUCGCAUCCGUUCCGGACUUUCGGAAGCCACAGUAACGAUGGAAAUCACUUGACAUAUCAUUUGCCGGAGAGAAAAUACGCGAAGAUAGAGUUGGCGAGGAUAGUGAAAGCGUUUUGCGGAAGAUCGCUACCAGAGGGCGGUUUCGGUCUGAAAUUCUAUAAGAGCAUCAAGUUGAAGAGUCAGAAGAGCGCGCACGCGGCUCUCUUGAUUGGAGAACUUGCGUUCGCCAGAAAGUUGAUCCAAAGAGGAAUGAAUAUUGAUGCUCGCGACAGAGAUGGGGACAACCUCUUGCAUUACGCCGUUUUCGGUGGUCACUGCGAUAUCCUGCAAAUGCUGAUACGAUUCGGCGCGAAGUUGAACGCGACCAACAAGUUUAAACAUACGGCUCUCCAUUGCGCGUGCAGAUACAGCUCGAAGGAAUGCGUGAGAAUCUUGCUUGCAGCGGGUGCUGAUUAUCGGAUAAGAGAUCAGAAAGGAAACACGACUCUGCAUUUCGCCGCGAAAGGCGAUUGCUGGGAAAACAUGCAAUUGUUGAUCGGUGCUGGCGCCGAUCUGGAAGCGCUCAAUAAAUCGAACAAAACGGCUCUUCAUUUAGCCGUAGCCUACGAUUCUCGUAAAUGCUUUGAAAUCCUUUUGGCGGCCGGAGCAGAUCCGAACUGCGAGGAUAUCAAUGGUGAUACUCCUCUUCAUGUAUUAAGCGGGAAACCUCAUCAAGAAAUGUUUGAUCUUCUGUUGCGGAAAGAGCCGCAGCUGGAUGCAACCGAUGGGAUGGGACGCACCGCUCUUCAUAUAGCCGUGUCUUCGAAUUCUCGUAAAUGCGUUGAGCUUCUUCUGGAGGCUGAAGCAAACCCGGAUUGCGAGGAUAUCAAUGGCAAUACGCCUCUGCACUUUCUAUGCGCGAAUCCUCAACUUGAAGUGCUCGAUCUUCUGGUGAGGAAGAAUGUUAAAGUGGAUGCGAUUAACGGGUUGGGACGCACCGCUCUGCAUAUGGCCGUGAUCCAAAAUCGUGGACAAUUCGUCGAGGCUCUGAUGGGUGCAGGCGCUGAUCCCAAUUUCAAAGACUUGGAUGGAAACACUUCUCUGCAUCUGGCAGCUGAAAAUACGCCGGAGAUGAUGGAAACGCUCCUGAAAGCAGGGGCUAAAGUGAGCGAGAUUAACGGGAAAGGAUGGACGGCGCACGUUAUGCUCGCUCCAACUGGAUCCGAUGAGCAUCUUCAGCUGCUUCUGUCGGCGGGCGCCAAUCCCAACUACAGGACACGCGAAGGCGACAUCCUGCUGCACGACGCCGUCCGAAGAAAGAACGUGGAGCGAGUGAAAAUGCUGCUGAAAGCAGGCGCCAAACCGAACCUGAUCGAUCGUAACGGCAACGCACCUCUUCACAUCGCCAUUCAACGCUCGAAUUACCUGCAGAUGAUCGACGUGCUCUGCUCAGCUGAAGGAAUCAACUUUGGGGUGCGAAACAAGCUCGGACACAACCCUCUGCAGCAUGCAGCCGCUCACGGCAACGAGUACGCAGUCGAGAAGAUUCUUUCGAUCAAUUCUGAUAAGCAGUUCGUCGAUGCGAGGACCGAAGAGGACGGUUUCUCCGCUCUUCAUUUGGUGCAAAACAACAAGGCAAUAGUAGAGAUGUUGAUCAACAAAGGCGGCGCCAAUAUCGAGUUGAGGAGUCGCAAAGGACACACGCCUCUUCAUCAGGCCAUCAUCAAGCGUUACCUCAAAGUCAUCGAGAUUCUGAUCCAAUUUAGAGCCGACUUGAACGCGGUCAACGAUAACGGUAACACCUGCAUUGACAUGGCUCUGGCCGCCAAAAGAAACGUCUCCGAGCACGAGUUGGAUCAAUCGCCGACCAUCAAGGCGAUCUACGAUUCUCUACCUGAAGAAGUCUUGGAUACGAAAUGCGGUAUAGCCAUCAGCUGCUAUUUGUUAAAGCACGGCACAGAUUACAAUGCCAAUAAAUCUGCGAUACAACAUCUGGAUGCGAACAGCAGGAACGUGUUGAGGAGUUACAAAUCGCAGGUCGAGUGUAAUUUCUGUAUGGAUUUCACUGAUGAGAACGUGUAUCUGGAGCCGUGCAAGCAUUCUCCAGCUUGCGUCCACUGCACAUCGUUCAUGAUGAAGUGCAUGAUUUGCGGCGUCUCCGUUAAUAAAAAAAUCAGAGAGGACGGUACAGUUCUGCAGGAAGCGAAAAAUACGACCGGCGAUGAGAGGGUGACGCAGUUGGAGAUGAAACUCGCUGAGUAUCAGAAAGUUCACGAGAGUUUGAAGUGCAGCCUUUGCAAGGAAUGCAGGAAGAACAUAAUGUUCAUCUGCGGACACGGCACCUGCUUCAAAUGUGCAGACACCUUGACGGAUUGUCACGAAUGCGGAUCGACGAUUACGAGAAAAAUAAUCAUCUAUUAAUUUCAAUUUAACAAUGAAUCAAAAUCGACUUAAGUUGGUACAUUGUACAAUUGCAUCUGUCAGUCAAAUUGCUCUAAUUAAUACCAACUUAAAACAAUGGAUCUCAUAAUGUUGGUAGAUGUUUAUGUCUUAA
Nicrophorus vespilloides is the source of this 2830-nucleotide messenger RNA. RefSeq names its product tankyrase-1-like. The transcript is spliced from 4 exons. The coding region runs from base 19 to 2697 and encodes 892 amino acids. Gene Ontology annotation, molecular function: protein binding. Lineage: Eukaryota; Metazoa; Arthropoda; Insecta; Coleoptera; Silphidae. The record is from RefSeq and is a predicted model, not a curated record.